Messenger RNA from Cajanus cajan (pigeon pea), 624 nucleotides. The record is from RefSeq and is a predicted model, not a curated record. Lineage: Eukaryota; Viridiplantae; Streptophyta; Magnoliopsida; Fabales; Fabaceae.
AUGCGUAAUCCACUGAAUUUCUGGUUCAGUGACCCGUUGGAAAGUACCAAGAGUACUCAAGUCAUUGAAAGAAAAAGUGAAAAGAAUGGAACGCAAGCUCAUGUCACUCAGGUUAUUGCUGAAUAUCUUCAAAACAUUGAUCCUAAAUCAGAUGGUGCAAAGAGGGAUUGGAUUGCUAUUUAUGAUGAGUGUGCCUCUGUUUUAUAUCAGGAGAUUGAUUACACCAAGGAAGCUGCUAAUGCAGAACUAUUUGCAAGUAACUUUAAGAACUUGGAUUAUGUGAAAGUCCCUACAAUCUUCUGGGAUUAUACUACUCCACAGAUUCUGACAAUGGAGUAUGUUCCAGGGAUUAAAAUAAAUAAAAUACAAGCUUUAGAUCAACUGGGUGUUGACCGCAAAAAGUUAGGACGAUAUGCUGUUGAGUCUUACUUGGAGCAGAUUUUAUCACACGGUUUCUUCCAUGCUGACCCCCAUCCUGGAAAUAUUGCAGUUGAUGAUGUCAAUGGUGGAAGAUUGAUCUUUUAUGAUUUUGGAAUGAUGGGAAGUAUCAGUCAAAAUAUCCGAGAAGGUUUACUUGAAGCUUUUUAUGGAAUUUAUGAGAAGAACCCAGAAAAGGUAAAGUAA